UCCUUUUGUGCUUUCCAAACUGCGGCCAUGGCCGAUCUGGGAGGCCUGCGGAGCGCGCUCUCUUGCCCCGUUUGCCUGGACCUUUUCCGGGACCCGGUGAUGGUGUCCGGCUGCGGCCACAACCUGUGCCGGGCCUGCGUGAGUCGCUGCUGGGGGCAGCUGGAGAGGAGCCUGCGCUGCCCGCUCUGCAGGGAUCUCCUCCCGCUGCAUCGGCUGCUGCAGCCCAACCCUCUUUUGGGCAGCCUCGCGGAGCGCCUCCGGAGCCCCCGUGGCCCCACGCUGCCGCCGCCGCUUGCUGCCGGGCCCCUGGAGGGAGAGAAGCGCCCCCUGAAAGAAGCUGCUUCCGUGGACGGAGGAUCCUCGUUCAGCAUUGCGCCUGGUUCGGCCUCGAUCGUGGGAACGGCGGCGGGGGUGUUUGGGGGAAUGUCUGUGAGCAGGAAAGAUACUCCGGGAUGGGGCUUGGCCCCUAGAUUUGAUAAAGACAUGAGAGCACGGCGUAGUGUUGGGAGUUGGCAGCGCUUUGCGCAGCUGUUCACAAAAAUAACCACAUCUGUCUUUCAGGGAAUGCUGGUGGUGGACCAGUCUGGUUUGAAGCUAGAGAGAGAAGCCAGCACCAUUGAAGAGAAGCAGAGAGGCGAGCUGCUGAAGCAGGCGGAAGUGGAAGGACAGCAGCUUACCCAGCAAUGGAAGGAGCUGCGUGGGUUUUUGGAGGAGCAGGAGAGGCAGUUGCGGAACCAUUUGGAAGAGCUCAAGAGAGACAUCGCCCAGGGAGCCCCCAACAUGCUCAGUGAGGAUCGUCUACAGCAGGAACCGUACAGGGAGCCCGGCCAAGUGUCGCCUGGUGUUGGAAGAACUAGGAGCAGCAUGGAAGAUGGCAUGUGGAAGACAGACCUUGCUGUAGCACAGCUAAAGCAGAGACUCUGCAACUUCUCCAGGAAACGGGCCGUCUUGCAGGAGGUGCUGUUGCAAUUCAAAGGUAAGCAGGAGUCUUGCUGCGGCACUGCCUCAUGGGACUUGUGUUAUUUGUGUGAUGCCUGCAGCCAUGUGGGUGGGGUUGAUUUUUGUGGGUUUUUGAGUCUGCCAGCAUGUUGGACUUUAGAUGUUGUUGGACUACAACUCUCCUCAUCUCUGAUAUUCCAAAUGUUAAAAAGCAGCACGAAAAACCUAUUUGAUUUAUUUCCUCUCCUAUGGACCAAAUUCUCACCCUUUGCCCUCCUUGCUCAAGCAGGCUACAGAACAACACCCUCAUUUCAGUCCGUGCCGAUCCACCCUCCCCAGGAAGACAGAAGCGAAAAAUCUGCAGCGAACGUGAUCCAGGAGUUGACAACCUGCAAGAGAGCUGCAGUGCAUUCAGAGGAGUUGCUGGUGGACUCGCCCCUCACAACUGCUGCCAUCGCCAGGACGAUCAAGGAAGAGGAGGAGGAAGCGGGGAUCCCUGCAGCAGGCGUUACACUGUCAGGCGGAAUUAAGGAAGAGAACCCACAACAGAACGGUCACGAGCUGGCGGAACUGCCCGCCACAAGACCGCCAUGCUCAGAAGGUAGCACUCCCCAGAGUCGUGAGCGGGCGGGUGCAGGUCAAGCCGCCUUUGCGACAGGAAGGUGGCAAGGAACUAAUCUGGCAACGGGCGCAGGUCAGCCCGCACGGCCCAAGGGAGGGCGCACGAAGGCAGCUGCCCAGAAGAGGAAAGAGAGAUGCUUCCCAUGUCCCGAAUGCGGGAAGACCUUCCGGCAGUUUGGGGUCCUGCUCACCCACCACCGCCUGCACACGGGCGAGAAGCCCUACAGCUGCACUUACUGCGCCAAGCGCUUCAGCGAUUACUCCAACCUGAUCGCGCACCAGAGGACCCACACCGGGGAGAAACCCUACCGGUGCGCCGACUGCGGGAAGAGCUUCACCCGCAGCACCACCCUCACCAUUCACCAGAGGGGCCACACGCGGGAGAAGCCCUACCCCUGCCCCCAGUGCGGAAAGCGCUUCAGCCGGUCCUCGAACCUCACUAUCCACCAGAGGACUCAUGCAGGGGCGAUGGGGAAGAAGUCACGGAUUUGAGUUAAGGGGUGGGGCAGGACGGGACGAAUGCUGACCUUUGGCUUGAUCCAGUAGAGGUCCGGUGUGUGUGUGUGUGUGUGU
Molecule: messenger RNA, 2133 nt
Organism: Zootoca vivipara (common lizard)
Lineage: Eukaryota; Metazoa; Chordata; Lepidosauria; Squamata; Lacertidae
Source: RefSeq, a predicted model, not a curated record